AUGCUCCUCCCGCUGUUCUCUUCACCAGCAAGAUCCGAUGUCGCCUUCAAUCUUCCCCGUCGACGCCUCUCCCUGGAACGCCGCCGCCACCACCACCGAAAGUCCACCCGCCUCCCGCCAACGAUUCAGAAAGGGUUAAAAAACCACAACGACAAGGAAAUUAUGCCUAACGAAGUUGGUAAAGGACAAAAAAAGGCACCGCAGGAACAAGAAGAAGAUAUCAUAUCACUUGCAAAUUUAUUCAGCUUUUCCCUUUCUUUUAUAUUUUUCUUCCCUUCGCUUUCCCCCCAAUUUUCUCUCUCUAAUCUGCGUGUGUGUGCGCACCAGGCUCGGCCAAGAUCGGAUAAUUUUUCGCCCAAUACUUCACAUCUUCGUCUUGGAUCAAGACAGGUGACUUAUAUUGAGAUCAAGACCUUGGGGAGGUGUACAAACUAA
Lactuca saligna is the source of this 435-nucleotide messenger RNA. NCBI's taxonomy places the organism in Eukaryota, Viridiplantae, Streptophyta, Magnoliopsida, Asterales, Asteraceae. The record is from the annotation of a GenBank genome assembly.